Messenger RNA from Hydatigera taeniaeformis, 300 nucleotides. NCBI's taxonomy places the organism in Eukaryota, Metazoa, Platyhelminthes, Cestoda, Cyclophyllidea, Taeniidae. The record is from the annotation of a GenBank genome assembly.
AUGUUAAAAGCGGCAUCAGUUAAGGUGCCUUGCAUUUUUUUUCGGUAUAUUGCAGGAGCUGCAGAAAAGUCAGUAAAGCACGGUGCAGAGGAUCGCACUCAGAGCAUCAAACAGGCGAUGUCGUCGUUGAUGCGUCAACGCAUUCGCAACAAGCCGGAACUCUUCGAUCUUGUAGGUAAGGUCUUCAAAGCCGAGGAUGCGCACAAGCAGAACCUCCAACAGGCCCAGAAAAGCAUCCUCGAUGGUACCAGUCAGUGGUCUGCUAAAAUUGCCAUCACAGGUGGGCUUUCGAUUUCCUAA